This is a messenger RNA of Haliotis rufescens (red abalone), 1899 nucleotides long. Its product is annotated as extensin-1-like. Bases 1 to 1899 code for a protein of 632 amino acids. Lineage: Eukaryota; Metazoa; Mollusca; Gastropoda; Lepetellida; Haliotidae. The record is from RefSeq and is a predicted model, not a curated record. The transcript is spliced from 4 exons.
AUGUGGGAUGUAUACGACUGGGUGGUACAGGGUGUCGGAUGUAUACGGCUGGGCGUACAGGGUGGGAAGAAGGUGUCGGAUGUAUACGGCUGGCCGGUACAGGGUGUCGGAUGUAUACGGCUGGGUGGUACAGGGUGUGGGAUGUAUACGUCUGGCCGGUACAGGGUGUCGGAUGUAUACGACUGGGCGUACAGGGGUGUCGGAUGUAUACGGCUGGGCGUACAGGGUGGGAACAAGGUGUCGGAUGUAUACGACUGGGUGGUACAGGGUGUCGGAUGUAUACGGCUGGGCGUACAGGGUGGGAACAAGGUGUCGGAUGUAUACGACUGGCCGGUACAGGGUGGGAACAAGGUGUCGGAUGUAUACGGCUGGCAGAACUACACCACCUACCUAGAGUACACCACCUCCCGCCAUCAACCACCACAUCUACACCACCUCCUAUCAUCAGCCACCACGAGUACACCACCUCCCGCCAUCAGCCACAACGACCACCACGAAUACACCACCUCCCACCAUCAGCCACCCCGAGUACACAACCUCCCGCAAUCAACCACCACAACUACACCACCUCCUGCAGUCAACCACCACAUCUACACCAUCACCCAUCACCUCCUGCCAUCAGCCACCACGAGUACACCACCUCCUGCCAUCAACCACCACAUCUACACCACCUCCGGCCAUCAACCAUCACAACUACACCACCUCCUGCCAUCAACCACCACAAUUACACCACCUCCUGCCAUCGGCCACCACGAGUUCACCACCUCCUGCCAUAAGCCACCACGAGUACACCACCUCCCGCCAUCAAUCACUUUAUCUACACCACCUCCCGACAUCAACCACCACGAGUACACCACAUCCCGCUAUCACCCUUCACGAGUAUACCAGCUCCCGCCAUCAACCACCACAUCUACACCAUUUCCUCCCAUCAACCACCACGAGUACACCACUUCCUGCCAUGAACCACCACAUCUACACCACCUCCUGCCAUCAACUACCAACAUCUACACCACCUCCCGCAAUCAACCACCACAUCUACACCACCUCCCACCAUCAAAGACCACAACUACACCACCUCCCGCCAUCAACUACCACAUCUACACCACCUCCCGCCAUCAACCACCACAACUACACCACCUCCUGCCAUCAGCCACCACAUCUACACCACCUCCCGUCAUCAGCCACCACGAGUACACAACCUCCCGCCAUCAGCCACCACGAGUACACGCCACCCGCCAUCAACCAUCACGAGUACACAACCUCCUGCCAUCAACCACCACGAGUACACCACCUCCUGCCAUCAACCACCACAUCUACACCACCUCCCGCCAUCAACCACCACAACUACACCACCUCCCGUCAUCAGCCACCACGAGUACACCACCUCCUGCCAUCAGCCACCACGAGUACACCACCACCCGCCAUCAACCACCACAACAUCACAACCUCCUGCCAUCAACUACCACAUCUCAGCACCUCCCGCCAUCAACCACCACGAGUACACCACCUCCUGCCAUCAGCCACCACGAGUACACCACCUCCUGCCAUCAACCACCACAACAUCACAACCUCCUGCUAUCAACUACUAUAACUCAGCACCUCCCGCCAUCAACCACCUUAUCUACACCCCCUCCCGACAUCAACCACAACGGGUACACCACCUCCCGCCAUCGACCACCACAACUACACCCCCUCCUGCCAUCAGCCACCACGAGUUCACCCCCUACUGCCAUCAGCCACCACGAGUACACCACCUCCUGCCAUCAGCCACCACGAGUACACCAUCUCCCGCCAUCAAUCACUUUAUCUACACCACCUCCCGACAUCCACCCCCACGAGUACACCACCUCCCGACAUCAACCACCACGAGUACACCAUCUCCCGCCAUCAAUCACUUGA